Messenger RNA from Prorocentrum cordatum, 756 nucleotides. The record is from the annotation of a GenBank genome assembly. Lineage: Eukaryota; Dinophyceae; Prorocentrales; Prorocentraceae.
CGCGCGGGCCGCCCGGUCUGGGGCGGGCAGGGCCGGAUCGCCAGGCGGCGCGGCGGCGGAGGCCGAGGGUGGCGCCGGGACGCGGGGGUGGUCCGGAUGGUCCAGGGAGGAGAUGGAGUCGUUGCCUGCCUGGCAGCUGGCGAAGUGGCUGGAGGACCAGGGCGUCGACGUCUCCCCCGCGUGCGACGGCGCCCGGGUGUUGGCCGCGCUCCGCCAGAGGGUCGAGGUCCAGCGGCCUCCGGACCUCGCGUCCGCCGAGGGGCUGGCGGGCCUGCGCGACUGGCCGCUGGCGCACCAGCUGCGGUGGCUCGAUCACCUCGGCGGGGUGGACGAGGCCCUGUGCAGCAGGGGCAGGCUGGUGCAGCUCGUGCUCGAGCGCGAGAGGGACCCGCCCGCUCCCGCGGCCGCGCCCGAGAGCCCCACCAUCUUCGCGCAGGUAGCGGAGAGCAUGCCGAUCGUGAGGCAGGUGGCGGCCACGCUGCUGAGCAUCCUGUCCUCCGCGGAGACACAGCAGGCGAUGGCCCGCGAGCGAGACAAGCACGGGUGGGUCCCGAAUGGCGUGAUCGUCAAGGCCUUCCAGAGGCCCGCGCAGGGCUGCGAGGGCGACGCCAACGGCUCGCCCAUGCUCGACGUUGCGGAGGGUGAUGGAGGAUGGACGAGGCUGGCGACUGGGCCUGGUGCGCCCUGCGCGAGGGCACCUGCCGUGGCUGGGUGCCGCGCGGCUGCGUCGCGGAGGUUGCCCAGGCGCUCGAGGAC